Molecule: messenger RNA, 3220 nt
Organism: Sorex fumeus (smoky shrew)
Lineage: Eukaryota; Metazoa; Chordata; Mammalia; Eulipotyphla; Soricidae
Gene: ADD1
Product: adducin 1
Exons: 15
Coding region: 23-2383 (786 amino acids)
Biological process (GO): positive regulation of adherens junction organization; barbed-end actin filament capping; positive regulation of establishment of endothelial barrier
Cellular component (GO): plasma membrane; postsynaptic density; focal adhesion
Molecular function (GO): actin filament binding
Source: RefSeq, a predicted model, not a curated record
AGGAAUCCGGAAAGAUUGUGCCAUGAAUGGUGAUACUCGGGCUGCAGUGGUGACCUCACCACCCCCGACCACAGCCCCUCACAAAGAGAGGUACUUUGACAGGGUGGAUGAGAACAACCCAGAAUAUCUGCGAGAGCGGAACAUGGCGCCAGACCUCCGCCAGGACUUCAAUAUGAUGGAGCAGAAGAAGAGGGUGUCCAUGAUCCUGCAGAGUCCUGCUUUCUGUGAAGAACUGGAGUCAAUGAUACAAGAGCAGUUUAAGAAGGGGAAGAACCCCACAGGCCUGCUGGCGUUACAGCAGAUUGCAGAUUUCAUGACGGCAAAUGUCCCCAACGUCUACCCAGCAGCCCCACAGGGAGGGAUGGCUGCCCUGAACAUGAGUCUUGGCAUGGUGACUCCUGUGAAUGACCUCAGGGGGUCGGAUUCGAUUGCCUAUGACAAAGGGGAGAAAUUGCUGCGCUGCAAGCUGGCGGCCUUUUACAGACUGGCGGACCUCUUCGGGUGGUCUCAGCUCAUCUAUAACCAUAUCACAGCCAGAGUGAGCACCGAGCAGGAACACUUCCUCAUUGUGCCUUUCGGGCUGCUCUACAGUGAAGUGACGGCCUCCAGCCUGGUGAAAAUCAACCUACAAGGAGAUGUGGUGGAUCGUGGCAGCACCAACCUUGGGGUCAACCAGGCCGGCUUCACGCUGCACUCCGCCAUCUACGCUGCGCGGCCUGACGCCAAGUGUGUGGUGCACAUUCACACACCCGCAGGGGCUGCGGUCUCUGCGAUGAAGUGUGGCCUCCUGCCAAUCUCCCCGGAGUCACUGUCCCUUGGAGAACUGGCAUACCAUGAUUACCAUGGGAUUCUGGUUGAUGAGGAGGAAAAAGUUCUAAUUCAGAAAAAUCUGGGCCCCAAAAGCAAGGUUCUUAUUCUGCGGAACCACGGGCUCGUGUCCGUUGGCGAGAGCGUCGAGGAGGCCUUCUACUACAUCCACAACCUCGUGGUCGCGUGUGAGAUCCAGGUUCGAACUCUGGCCAGUUCAGGAGGGCCCGACAACUUAGUCCUCCUGGAUCCUGGGAAGUACAGAGCCAAACCCCGUUCCCCGGGCUCCCCAUCAGAGGAUGGCACCGUUUCACCUCCCAGGUGGCAGAUUGGUGAGCAGGAGUUUGAAGCCCUCAUGCGGAUGCUGGAUAACCUGGGCUACAGAACUGGCUAUCCCUACCGGUACCCGGCUCUGAGGGAGAAAUCUAAAAAAUUCAGCGAUGUGGAGGUUCCUGCCAGUGUCACAGGUUAUUCCUUUGCUAGUGAUGGAGACUCGGGCACUGGCUCCCCUCUCAGACACAGUUUUCAGAAGCAGCAGCGAGAGAAGACACGGUGGCUGCACUCUGGCCGAGCCGAUGAUGCUCCCGAGGAAGGGCCCAACGGCAGCAGCCCCAAGUCGAAGACUAAGGUGUGGACGAACAUUACACACGAUCACGUGAAACCCUUGCUGCAGUCUCUCUCGUCCGGUGUCUGCGUGCCAAGCUGUAUUACCAACUGCUUGUGGACGAAAGAGGAUGGACAUAGAAGCUCCACCUCUGCCGUCCCCAACCUGUUUGUCCCAUUGAACACUGACCCCAAAGAGGUCCAGGAGAUGCGGAACAAGAUCCGAGAGCAGAACCUGCAGGACAUUAAGACGGCUGGGCCCCAGUCCCAGGUUCUGUGCGGUGUGGUCAUGGACAGGAGCGUGGGCCAGGACGCGCCCCUCUCUGACUGCACGGAAACAAUCGAAGGGCUCGAGCUCCCAGAGCAGACCUUUAGUCCCGCUAGAGCUCGCUCUGUUAGAAAGGGGGAGCUGGUGACAGCGUCGAAGGCCAUCAUUGAGAAAGAAUACCAGCCCCAUGUCAUUGUCAGCACCACGGGCCCCAACCCCUUCAAUACGCUCACGGACCGCGAGCUGGAGGAGUACCGCAGGGAAGUAGAGCGCAAGCAGAAGGGCCCAGAAGAGAAUCUGGAGAUGGCUCGGGAAGACAGAGAGAAGGGCCCUUCCGAGGGCCUGGCUGUGCCCCACACUCCACCUAGCACCCCUGUCAAGCCGGAGGAAGACAUGCCCCAGGAGCCAGUGUCUGGAGGUGACAGUGAUGCCGCCACCUUCAAGCCAGCUCUCCCUGACCUGUCCCCGGACGAGCCUUCAGAAGUGCUUGGCUCCCCGACGCUGAACAAGGAGGGAACCCGUAGUCCCCCCAGCCCCCCUGGAUCCCCCCGGGCAGCCAGCCCUGAGCCAGCCCCAGCUGCUGAGGAGGGGGUUGCUGCAGACCCCAGCAGCGAUGGGUCGCCAGGCAAGUCCCCGUCCAAAAAGAAGAAGAAGUUCCGCACCCCCUCCUUCCUGAAGAAGAGCAAGAAGAAGGGCGAGUCCUGAGGCCCGUCAGCAGCCGCCAUCACUGUCCCCGUUUCCUGUGCUGUCGUCUUGUGUCACGGAAUGCACCCUGACCCCGCAUAGCGAGCCCCCCACCUUUGCAAGUACUGCCAGGACCUGGGACUCACUCUGUCCCUCCUCCUCCCCCCUGUGCCUCAGUGACCCCCGCUCUGUUGGGCUCCCCCUCGCCCCAAGGUCUCAUGUGACAAACUGACUGGGCUUCCUGCAGGCCUCUCAUCUGGCUCUUUUCCAAAGCCUGGGCCCAGACCAAGACGUGGGAGACUGCAAGUAGGGUUUCGGGGCCAAGCUGGAGCCCCCAGCAUGGCCUUGCUCAGCUGCGUUACCUGCACCCUGACAGACCCACUGCUUUUUUUCAUGGGGCCUCUGGAUUCCUGGCACCGAGGGAACAGCGGGACGGGGCAUCCCUUCGAGAAUUUUCCUCCAUCUGCUUGCCUUGCCCUGCCUCGGGUCCCAUCUUGCUUCUUGUUCUCUGCCAGCUCCACUGUGUAUGGCCACCAAGCACCCAUCAUCUGGAAAGUCCUGACCGGGUACCUGUCCACACGUCGCCAGUCCUCCGAGUGGGACCCUUUCCACGGUUGCCGCGUCCCAGGGUGGGCCUGGUGCUGGGCAGGGGCUGAGGCCACUGCUUCGUGCCCAGCUCUUCUGCUAGCUGUGGGCGGCGACUCUGCCUUCCUGCCUGCCACCCCAGCCACUUCCCUCCACUUUUGUAGUCAGACUCUUUGUACCACACCCAGUUUAGUCGCAGACAGGCACAGCGUGAGGGCAGGGCCUGCGCCUCCUUCCACCAUGUUUUACUCACAAUAAAGUUCUUUAAGCACU